Cryphonectria parasitica EP155 is the source of this 500-nucleotide messenger RNA. RefSeq lists its product as uncharacterized. Lineage: Eukaryota; Fungi; Ascomycota; Sordariomycetes; Diaporthales; Cryphonectriaceae. The transcript is spliced from 2 exons. The annotation marks the transcript as partial. The record is from RefSeq and is a predicted model, not a curated record.
GAGCAAGCAGUAUGCAAGCAGCGUGCGAGAAGCGUUCAGAAGAGAUUCAGAGCAUUCGAGUCGCUAAGCUAGAGCAAACAGCAAGCAAGCAGUAUGCAAGCAGCGUGCAAGAAGCGUUCAGAAGAGAUUCAGAGCAUUCGAGUCGCUAAGCUAGAGCAAACAGCGAGCAAGCAGUAUGCAAGCAGCGUGCGAGAAGCGUUCAGAAGAGAUUCAGAGCAUUCGAGUCGCUAAGCUAGAGCAUAUAGCGAGCAAGCAGUGUCGAGCAAGCAGUAUGCAAGCAGCGUGCGAGAAGCGUUCAGAAGAGAUUCAAAGCAUUCGAGUUGCUAAGCUAGAGCAUACAGCGAGCAAGCAGUGUCGAGCAAGCAGUAUGCAAGCAGCGUGCGAGAAGCGUUCAGAAGAGAUUCAGAGCAUUCGAGUCGCUAAGCUAGAGCAAAUAGCAAGCAAGAACAGCGAGCAAGCAGUAUGCAAGCAGCGUGCGAGAAGCGUUCAGAAGAGAUUCA